GAAAAGAUCGUUGAUGCUCUCCAAACUGUUUAUACAACAACAUGUGGUAUAGCUGGACCCCAGUAUGCCACUGAAAUGCUUCAAGAUGCUUUUAACAAGAUUCAAGAAUUAAGUGCCGAGGAUAAACCUAGAAUGAAGAAGAUCUUUUUUGAAAAAAUCCAGCACAGGUUGUGCUUUAUGGUUGAAGCACUAACCUCACUUGAUAACCGACGUCGAGUGUUUCGAUUUCUCGCUGACUUUUUCGUGAAUCAAUGGAGGAAAGGCAUACCCGACUUUUUGGAGUUUGUCAUUCAUUUCUGCGAAGAGCUGUCUUUGUGCGAAGAUCCAACGGUAAGGCAGAACGUAUGUACUAUAACGGGUUUUGUGCUGAGCGCCGGUAGAGGGCAAUGCGACAUUGGCACCGCUCGUGCCCUUUCUGUGGAGUUUAGGCAACGUCUGUACGAGAUUCUCCUGAGUCGUCAAAUAGAUAAGUCCGGUGCAGUGCGAAGAGAAGUCAUUCUUUCAGUAGCAGAUAUUCAAGACGACGACAUUCCCAAUGAUUUUCCAGAAGCAUUGGAGAGGAGUCCGAAAGAUAGUGAGACAAUUUUUCUCUUUUGUUCUUACGCAUUGUGA
Messenger RNA from Cylicostephanus goldi, 612 nucleotides. Lineage: Eukaryota; Metazoa; Nematoda; Chromadorea; Rhabditida; Strongylidae. The record is from the annotation of a GenBank genome assembly.